GCAGCUAUUUAUCGAUGCUUCUGACGCACCGUAAAUCAGGUUUAAACAAUACUGCACGACUCCCGAGGAACUGCGACAGAGGAAUGCUUACGAGCGAAGCGCUGAGAGGGACGCAGGUCAAUUGGUUUGGAAGAAUCAGGACAUUUAAGCAGAGGCGACAGCAAUUUUACGAAUUCGAAAAUAAUAUAGUUCUUUAGGGAAAAUGCGUAUAUAGCGCCUUUGGGCGCCCAGCUGUGAGGUUUGCUGUUAUACUCGCGUCUAAAGUGUUUUAAAACGGGUUGCUUCAGUAAAAUGCCCAGGUGUGCAAAUAGGUAUAAGGGCAGCCCUGGCCGGGAGAUGGAGGAGUGGAACCUGCCCCUGGGAACUCUGGGCAAUGGAGUCCUGCACCGUCUGGCUGACAUGCUGGACAAUCCCACUCGUGGCUGGAGGCAGCUGGCCACCGCUCUGACUGACCAGCCCCACCUGUGCUGCAGUGAGAAGGAACUGAUGAGCUGCUCUCUGCAAGUGCUCAGUGCCAAGGGCAGCCCCAGCCGUUACCUGCUGGCCCUGCUGGCUGACCGCUCCUGCUCGCUGGGCUGCCUGCUGCAGUGCCUGAAGAGAAUUGACCACCAGGAGGCUGUGCGCUACCUCACUGAGAAAGUGAUGGAACAGAUUCGGAUUCUGGUGCAGCCGCAGGCCCAGCGUGCGCCGGAGGGCGGGCGGGUGACCUUGACCUGCAAGGCCAGCGGCCCCCCGGGCUUGGCCUACCAGUGGUUCAGAGGAAAGGAAGAGGUGCCCAAUGGCAGCUCCCCAGAGCUGGUCAUCUGCCCCUUCAGCGCUGCCCAGCAGGGACACUACAUCUGCCGAGUCCACCAUGGAGAGAACUUCCUCUUCUCUGACUGGGCUCAGGUGCGCCUGGCCCAGAGCAGCAGCUCCAUCCCAGGGUCUCCAGCCAGUGGCUUCUUCCCCUCUGCUGUGAGCCUGCAAAUCACCACACAGCCUAAGCCCCUGGCGCUGUCUGAGGGAGACCCCUUGUGCCUGGAGUGCAUCGCCAAAGGCAACCCUCCACCACAGUACCAGUGGUACCACAACAAAGAGCCCAUUCGUCAGGCCCUCCAGCCCCGUCUGCAGAUCAGCUGUGUGACAACCGCAGACCGAGGCCAGUACAGCUGCAGAGUCUAUAAUACCUACCAUGAGCUGUGGAGUGACCGGGCCCAUGUGGAAAUAGGUCCUGGCUCGUUUACUGGCUCUUCCUGGGAUGAGAGAGAUGAAGGAUUUGUCCCAGACCUAACCAGACAGCUCAGUCGCUUCUAUGCCACAGACAAGGUGGCACUGCUGAUGGGCAACAUGAACUAUCACCACCACCGCCAGCUGCGGGCGCCCAUGGCCGACGUGCACGAGCUGACCAACCUGCUGCGUCAGCUCGACUUCAAGGUGGUCUCCCUGCUGGACCUGAACAGGCAGGAGAUGCAGAGUGCCGUCUCCGAGUUCCUGCUGCUGCUGGACAGAGGGGUCUACGGGCUGCUGUACUUUGCAGGCCACGGCUACGAGAACUAUGGGAACAGCUUCAUGGUGCCCAUCGACUCCCCGGCCACCUACACCUCCGAGCACUGCCUGUGGGUGCAGGACGUCCUGCAGCGCAUGCAGGAGCGCGAGACGGGCCUCAACGUCUUCCUGCUGGACAUGUGUCGCAAAAGGAACUUGAACGACGACAUCAUACCUCAGCCUGGGUCUUUGAAGGUGACGGCAAACAUUGUAUUUGGCUAUGCCACGUGUGUGGACGCUGAGGCCUACGAAGUGAAUAAAGGCUCCCUCUCCAAUGGCAUCUUUAUCAGCUUCCUUAAACAGCGCCUCCUAGAGGACGAGAAGGUCACGGUCAUGCUGGACAGAGUGGCUGAAGACAUGGGCCAGUGUGAGAUCACGCGGGGCAGACAGGCCCUGGAGCUGCGGAGUAACCUGUCCGAGAGACGGGCCCUCACUGACCGUAUCCGGACCUCUGACAGCCCCGAGGUGACGUCUGCGCGCAACCUGCAGUGGGCUAUCGCGCACGGUGAGAUCCCCAACCCAUCGUCCUUCUGCUAUGAAAUUAAGGCCACAAACACUGUGUUGUGUGUGUGUGUGUGGCAGGACCUGGAAGUGGAUUUGAAGAUGACCAAUCAGGAGAGCCCCCAGGACGCUGGCAGCCUGCUCUUCACAAUGGACAGCCUGCCUGCUACAGAGCCAGCCUGUCUGUACACACGGCUCAGCGCCCUGCAAAGACUGAAGAGGGACCUGACGUUCACAGUCUGCCUUCACUACCAGUAUUCCCACAUGGACGAGGAGGUCCAGGAGAGACAGCUGGUCACUGUUGGCAAACCGCUGGUAGCCAAACUCAACCUCCACGAGCCCCAGGCGCCCUGCUCUUCCUCCUUCUCCUCCAGCGACCUCCAGUGCCUCAGCCUCCCCGAGUCCACCUCCUUCUCAGAGCGCCUCGACUCAGGCAGCCUCACCAGCUUCCCUGCCUCCGAGACCUCCUCCCUGGGCUCGGCCUCCACCUGCUGGUCCUAUUACUCCCAUCCCGGGGACUUGACUGAGGUGGCGUCCCCCAGGAGAGUCAACCUGCCUGAGGAGACUCUCAGCCCCGAGUUCCUGGAUCUAGACGGGCCCAGGCCACUUUCUGCAAAUCCCCAAAGCCUGCCCCACGAACGCUUGACUGACGUCUCGUUUAGCUUCCGUAGCAAACAAAACUUCCACUCCUGUUAGUUUAUUUAAAAGUAACACAUUGCUGUGUGCACUUAGAUCCAUUUUUCUGGUGUUCAAUUUGUUGUGCAACGCGCCUUUUUAAACAACAAACUAUUUUGGCAUUUGUUUUCUGUUUUUUUAAGCUGCUAAAAUUUAAACGUUUAAAAACGAAACAACUUGUUUAGUAAUAUCUUUAAGUUACCAGGAAUAAUGCUGAACCAAAAUUAAUAAGGGCAUAAUGAUUAAUGUGCCUUUUUUAAAAAUAUGCUGUUUCAUAUGACUGUAUACCAACAUUUAAUGUAGGUUCACUGAUCAGAAUGGGAACUAUUAAUUUUUUGUAAUAUGCCUGAGAAACAAUCUUCUACAUAUGUAUUUUUUGUAUCUUUAAAACUGCUUUUUGUUUGUCUUUUUUUUUUCUUGGGCUCUGACAUUUUCUGUGGAAGUGCUCUUCCUCAGAAAAUGGGUGGCACGAUUUUUAAGGGGAAAAAAAUGCCCACCUGUCAUGACCUUUUGAUUAAUCAUGUCAUAGUCUGUGAAUUUCUGUUUCUUAAACACUUCCCGAGAAUAA
Molecule: messenger RNA, 3268 nt
Organism: Lepisosteus oculatus (spotted gar)
Lineage: Eukaryota; Metazoa; Chordata; Actinopteri; Semionotiformes; Lepisosteidae
Source: RefSeq, a predicted model, not a curated record